GAAAGCUGUUUACAGAUCACUUGUUUAACCCGAGGAAAAUAUUGUUAUGUCAAACUGACGAUUGACAUUUCCGACUGGGAAAUCGGAAAUUCCGACUUCCCAGUUCAACUGGAACGCACCAUAACAAUACGCUGACGUAAAACCACAACCCACCAUGACAUUUCACCUUUGACUGUUUGCUCGCAGCAGUAUGGACGGAAGACGUGACCCACCUUGUAGCAGAGCAGGCCGUGAGACUUUAACAACAAAGCAGCUCAGUUUCGUAACAGUUACUGUGAAGGCGGAAGGUGAACUCGAGUUACGUGACUCCUUAACAGUUGUGAUGGCAGUUGGAGGGCUGAUGACUGCAGAUAUGUGGCUUUAGGGGCUCAGCGCUGCCCUAGCCGGCACCAUGCAUCAGAAAGGUGCAAUCCAAAUUAUCGAAUGGGAGGACCUGGACAAGAGGAAGUUCUACUCCCUGGGUGUGUUCAUGACUUUGACCACCAGGGCCACCGUCUACCCGGCCAGCCUCAUCCGCACUCUGCUCCAGGUGCAGAAGGGGAAGGCCCUCUACUCCGGCACAUUUGAUGCUUUCUGUAAGAUCCUGCGAGCGGAGGGUGUGCGAGGCCUCUACCGUGGCUUUAUGGUCAAUACGUUCACCCUGAUCUCAGGACAGGCUUAUAUCACCACCUAUGAACUGGUGCGCGAGUAUGUGUCCCAGUACUCGCCCAGUAACACGGUAAAGUCCGUGGUGGCUGGAGGCGCAGCUUCCCUGGUGGCCCAGACCAUCACUGUGCCCAUAGAUGUGGUGUCCCAGCAACUGAUGAUGCAAGGACAGGGGGAACACCUGACUCGUUUCAAGGCCAAACCGAAAAGGAUGCUCGCAACAACUAAGCGCAGACUGACGUUUGGGCAAAGCCGUGACAUUACGGUGCAGAUAUUCGCAGCCGAUGGUUUCAGGGGAUUUUACAGGGGCUACGUGGCAUCCCUACUCACGUACAUCCCAAACAGUGCACUCUGGUGGCCUUUUUAUCAUUUUUAUGCAGAGCAGCUGUCCUUGUUGGCACCGAGUGAGUGCCCCCAUCUGAUUCUGCAGGCUUUGGCAGGACCAAUGGCGGCAGCAACCGCCUCCACCAUCACCAACCCCAUGGAUGUUGUUCGAGCCAGAGUACAGGUGGAGGGCCGUUCAUCUGUUGUCGAGACAUUCAAGCAGCUGCUGGCAGAGGAGGGGGUCUGGGGUUUGACCAAGGGGUUGUCGGCCCGCAUCAUUUCCUCCACGCACACGUCGGUGCUCAUCGUGGUUGGAUACGAGACUCUGAAGAGACUAAGCCUGCGAGCUGAGCUCGUAGAGUCCAGACACUGGUGAUAGGACAAUGGGAACCAGGACAGCCUUGUACCGGAAAUUGCCUCCACACAGCCGGGCAGGAACUUUUCACACAGGAGAUAAUGACUCUGAUAUGCGUCCAGUCUCGGGGUAGCUGCUUAUGUUUAGCUGCUUUCCACACGCCUUUUUUAGAUCGGUGUUGUUUCAAUGCAGGUACGAUGCAGCAGAGUGCAUGUGGUGGUGUUUGUCUCACUUGGGAGUUAGUUAUCCCCUUGCUUUUUUCUGUUUUCUCAGACCCAUUUCUACUGGCCUUUUUUCCGCUAAACUUUGAAAAAUGAAGAUAGAAGUUAAAAACAUUUUUUUGCAUUUUGCCAAAAUGUUCCAUCUAAAAACAUGACAAAUCUUAAAAAUUGACUGAGGACUGAGGAAAGUUGCUUUUUAAAAGAACAGUAGAUAUCUCAAUUCUCUUUUUGAGUAAUGCCUCCUUGUACUGUAUAUUUGAAUAAUAUGGAAAAACUGCAGUAGUGUUUUUUUUUAAUGCCUGGUUAUAGAGCUGCUCUGCAGUAAAUCACAGUAUGUAUUUUAAAAGUUUGUUUUUAAUGUGUCACAAUCUGGAGACACAGAUGCCUUCUUUGGCCUAUUGAAAAUCUUGACGUCUGUUUGCAUUCCAGUGAAAAGAACAUUUUGUGCAGAGGUGUGAAACAUCUGCCAAGAAUCUCAAUUUGGUUUAGGCCUAAAUGAAGAUAAAACGAUUUAUUUCAUGGUAGCAAUGCUGUUGUUUCACAGAAGAAACCAGUACAUCUUUAAAGUGUGAAAAUUAAGCUAGACUUCCAAAAGAAGAUAUCACAAGAGGUUUUUGUGAAACCUGGCUCAAGUUUGACCUAAAGCCUUUCUGGAAUGCAUGUAGCGGUGUCACGUGAUUUAUUUUCCAGUAGUCUGUAAAGUCAGUGGUGCAGGUAUAAUGAUGAAUUCUACUUAUAAAGAAGUUGAUCAGACAGGUGUUUGUGCUUCUUUUUGUUCCUGUCUGUAAAUAAACUGUACAGAACAAAGUGGAGCUUGACAGAAAAGAGGUGUUCUGCAAUUGAUAAUUUUGUACAUUUUACUGUUCAGAUGAUUGGAGAUCAAAUCUGCAAUCACUUAGUUACAGCGCAGAAACCACUGGGCCAUUAACACACAGGGAGAGUAAAGGCCGCAGCAUCACGCCAGCAGACAACUAAACUCCAACGUUGUCUUCAAAAUUCAAGAAAUUACUAUUACUGCCAGAGAACACAUCUCAGCGAGGUUUGACAUGCAAACAGGGCAUAGCAAGACUCCAGUUUCUACAGGGAUGCAAUUAAUUUCUGCAAAGCAAAUUUAAUGGACCUUUGCCUGUAUGGAGGAAGUUCUUCACAUGUAUUUACCAACUACCUGCUGUGUGUAAUAUCAGUUAUUCAAAGUACAGUUUUGUGUGUGUGUGUUUUGGGGGAAUUUCUGCCUCUAUUGGACAGGAAAGCAGAGAGAUAUGAAAGGGGAGAGAGAGGGGAGAAGACAUGCAGGAAAACCAUCACAGGUGUGAUGUGAGAUGUGUUUUAAACUUGGACAACUUGUGGACCUUUCAUGAAAGUAAUAAAAGACUGAAUCACUG
Molecule: messenger RNA, 2927 nt
Organism: Sander lucioperca (pikeperch)
Lineage: Eukaryota; Metazoa; Chordata; Actinopteri; Perciformes; Percidae
Gene: slc25a44a
Product: solute carrier family 25 member 44a
Exons: 4
Coding region: 392-1345 (317 amino acids)
Biological process (GO): transmembrane transport; branched-chain amino acid catabolic process
Cellular component (GO): mitochondrion
Molecular function (GO): branched-chain amino acid transmembrane transporter activity
Source: RefSeq, a predicted model, not a curated record